UUGAGUGAGAAGUGAUUGAUAUCAUUUUGAUAUAAACGAUUUUCUUCAAGUUAAAAUUAAUAUAUUAUAUUAAUUAACAAUGAGAUAACAAAAAAUCCAGCACAUUGCCGCUUAACUUGCUGUAUUAAUAAUAAAGAUUGGACAUAACAUAACCUCGUACUGCAUGGUUAUGGACCCCGAGGAUGAGUCCACAGCAUAUUUAAAGUACCUGAAUGAUCCCACCACUUCGAAUAACUAUUUAUUAAGUAAUGGAGUUGAGCUUGCAGAUUCAUUCCCAUUUGCAGAAAUUGAAUCGGCAGACUGGCCUUCUGAAAGUUUUCCCGUACUUUUAAGCAACCCGUUAAUAACUGAAGAGUGUAACACUGACACCCAAGUUGAUGACAAUAUACAACUGUUUAAUGAGAAUAGCACUGUAAUUGAAACUGACAAUGAAGAAAAAGAUAUUGAGUUAGUACAAAGUCCCGACACAGACGAAUUAUCAUCAGAAAACUCAUACUUGCCAGUAAGGGAAAAGACUAAUGGUAUCGCUAACAAAUCUAGUGAAAAAACAUAUAUAAAUUAUGACCCGAUAGUUAAGGAAAAUCCCGAUGGGAAUAAGGAAAUUUAUUUAACGGAGAAAGAUAUAAAUAACGAUGCUAGUAUAAUACAGUUACUUAAUACGGACGGUAGUAUAAUCACCAUAGAUAAAUCUAUCCUCAGUUCUCUCAACUUGCCACGAAAACCAAAUGCAGAGAAUGAAAAAGUAGACUACAAAAAUUAUUAUGAGUAUUUCACCAUUGUUACGGCUAAUAAGUGCAAGGCUUGUAGUUUUUUAUGUGAAUCUGAAGAAGAGAUUAGAAGCCAUUUAGAAGCAAAUCACCCAGAAUUAUUUCCUCAGCAAUACGCCCAAGUUCAGAAAGCCCAACAAGUAUCAACUUCACUUUUAAAAAAUAACAAUAAAGACGACAACAGGGAGUAUACCAUAUUUUUGUGCAGCAUUUGUAAUCUGGCGUGUUCGGAAAAGGAGGAACUGAAGCAGCACAUGAUAAACAACCACGAAUUGAGGGCUAAUACCGAAGAUAAAUUACCGUUAGAGAAGACUAAAAACGGGGAGACAAACGGCGAUGCUAAGUCCCUGACGGCGAUAUCGAUCAAUUUGAUUAAACAGCAGGAAAAGGCUAGGAAAAAAGUCAAGUGUUCAAUCAAGGGGUGCAAUCUACGGUUCUCCAGAGAGGAUCUGAGGCAGCGUCACGAGGAAUGUCAUGUCGGGGAGAACGUUAAGCAAUUUAAGUGUACCGAGUGCGAAGAGAAGUUUUCUAUCUGGCGGAUAUGUACCAACCACCUGUGGAAAUGCCACAAAAUCGAUCUGGGUCUUCUAACUUGCCCCAUGUGCAAUACUUUCAAGUCGAACAGUUCAGUCAGGGUCUUGACCCACAUGGCCAUACACAACAAGGAAAAACCGUUCCUAUGUAGCGAUUGCGGAAAGGGCUUUAAGACGAUGGUUCAGCUCAAGAACCACGAGGUUACCCACAAAAAACCCGAGGACUUGCCGAACUGGUCCGUCAUGAGGCAUUGCUCCAUCUGCGAACGCUAUUUCGCCAAUUCCAAAUGCCUGAAGAAACACAUUCAGUCCGUCCACGAGAACUUCAAGCCGUUUAUAUGCAAUAUCUGCGGACACAAGACUGCCAGGAAGGCCAUGCUGGAACUGCACAUACGACAGCACACCGGCGACAAACCGCACGAGUGCCCGUAUUGCGAAUACCGGACCGGGGAUCACAACUGCCUGAGGAAGCACGUCAUGCGACAUCUCGGUGCCAAAAAAUAUAAGUGUCCACACUGUUCGUAUACUUCGAUUCAAAGCGCUGCGUAUAAAAGCCACAUAAACAACCGCCAUCCCGGUCAGAGCGGUACUUACAGCUGUAGUUACUGUUCGUACACUUGCAUAAAUUUGGCAGAUUACUCGGCGCACCUAAAGAGGCACGAGGCGGCCUUAAAGGAAAGCAGUAAAGAAGGAACAAACGUAAAAAUAGAGGCGACUGAUAAUCAAACAACUCACAUAUAUUUGUUUAGUAAUGAGGUGGAAGACGAUGAGACCCAGAACUGUUUUCUCAACGUGGAUCAAACAAUGGAGGAGACCAUCGAUACAGGUGGGAUCACAAUACCAGCUGGACUAGAGAGACAGUUGGUGUCGUAAAUUAAUUUUUUGCAAGUCUUCGGACGCUUUAUUAUAAAUUUAGUCACUAUUGAUAAUGUUUUUAUUGUUUAAUUAA
Anoplophora glabripennis (Asian longhorned beetle) is the source of this 2249-nucleotide messenger RNA. RefSeq names its product oocyte zinc finger protein XlCOF6. The transcript has 12 exons. Gene Ontology annotation, cellular component: nucleus. Bases 164 to 2173 code for a protein of 669 amino acids. Lineage: Eukaryota; Metazoa; Arthropoda; Insecta; Coleoptera; Cerambycidae. Gene Ontology annotation, molecular function: DNA-binding transcription factor activity, RNA polymerase II-specific; RNA polymerase II transcription regulatory region sequence-specific DNA binding. The record is from RefSeq and is a predicted model, not a curated record. Gene Ontology annotation, biological process: regulation of transcription by RNA polymerase II.